Molecule: messenger RNA, 543 nt
Organism: Macrosiphum euphorbiae (potato aphid)
Lineage: Eukaryota; Metazoa; Arthropoda; Insecta; Hemiptera; Aphididae
Source: the annotation of a GenBank genome assembly
AUGGAAGGUAUCCAGUAUAAUAGGAAGCUGUGCCGCGGUUGCCCCCAGGGCUCUCAACUUGGUCCCACGCUCUGGACGAUAGCCAUAUCUCCGAUAUACGAGAAGAGACUCUGUCCGAGCUCUAAGAUCAUCACUUACGCUGAUGACAUUAUCUUAAUGGUCGGCGCGGCAAGGCCACAUAGGGCGUUCACACGCAUUGAGAAGCAGUUGGACUCUUUCACCGAGUGUGCCUCAACCUUCUCCCUUGAGUUCUCAGCCUCUAAAAGCCAACUACUCUCGCUAAAGGGAGGCCUGAAACAGGGGUAUACCGUCGGCUUCGGAACAGGGGCGAACGCGCCUAGAAUCGAGGCCACAGUGACGGCGAAAUACCUGGGUGUCACCCUUGACCCCAGGCGCAGCUACUGGGACCACGUCAAAUCAGUUAGCGAAAAAUUCAGCGAUAUGUAUAGAAGGCUUCGUUCCCUGUACUUGGCCAACUGGGGCCUGGGGCAAGCCGCCGCCCGCACGAUUUACAAAGGGGUUUUCAUACCCAGGAUAAUCUGA